This is a messenger RNA of Durusdinium trenchii, 2018 nucleotides long. NCBI's taxonomy places the organism in Eukaryota, Dinophyceae, Suessiales, Symbiodiniaceae. The record is from the annotation of a GenBank genome assembly.
GGGUAAGAAAGGAGGUGGCAUGGGCACCAGGAACGAUUGGGGCCACUUUUGGCCAUCUUUGAGACUGCAAGUUGGUCUACCAGCUGUCUUUUUUGGCUUCUGGACAUGGGCAUGCCUUGAACCAGUGACUUGAAGCUUUGAGCGUUCUUCGAUCCAAAUCCUUCCAUGUUAUUUCAGGCUUCUCGCCACCUUGGGCCUGUGGGUUGAACUGUACAAGUCUCCGAAGAUACAACCUCCCAAAUUUGAUGUUUGUGGCCAGUGUUGUUGUUGCAUGUGUUUGCUUUUGGUGUGAUGGGUGGAAUGUGGCUUGAACUUCCAUUUCUGCUGCCGUUGGCCCAGCUCGAUCUGGAAAUUCGUCCGAGAGACGACCGGAUGAGCUUUGCCGCUCGUUUGGCCUUGGGAUUUUGCCUCUGGCAGUGCCUUUGGCACUUCCAACUCUCGAUGUCCUACACGGUUCCGCCGGCGUUGCUGGAGCUUUUGGCCCGAAGGAGCCGAUCUCCAGUGCUCUACUUUGCAGGGAGCUUCAACCCGGCGCACGCGGGACAUUUGGAGGCCAUCAACGAGGCGAAGAGACAGGUGGCGAAGAAACACCGAGAGGCACCAAUUGUCCUGGUGGCGCCCAAGAGCGAUGAGCGGCUCGCAGAGAAGAUGAAGGCCGCAGGCAGUUUCCUUUUUCCCUAUGCGGAGCGUGUGAAGCUCUUCCAGUCGCUCCUCCGCUGCAACGGUGCUCACGACGUGGUCUUCGAUGGUCACUGGCGACACUUCACGGGCGACGCCCGGGAGAUCCGGGUCGCCACGGACCGGGCCUUUGAAGCUCUUGGCUGCGAGGUCUUCAGAGUGAUGGGUGAAGAUCGAGUAAAGGAUCACGGUCUCGAAGAUGAUCCUUUCGUCCUUCCCAGCGUACGGGCCAACAGCAUGUCCUCCACCGAAAUCCGACGGCUGCUGGUGGAGGAUGCCCCGGCUGAGCCGUAAAACUCCAUGUUCCUGAGGACUUUGGAUGAGACAAUGAGAGGUCCUACAGGCAUCCUAUACUUUGCAAGCGAACGAUUGUUUGCAAGAGACAUUUGACUGGCCAAUCCCAGAGGAUUCCUCAGAAAACGCAUCUUUCGAAACUAUUGGGACAUGUCAUAGAUGCAUUUUUUGCCGGUCCCAGUAGUCAGGCUUCGUGUCAAUGAGAGGCUUUGGAUUCCAUGUGCGGAGACUACAUGGCGGAAUGUUACCGACGCUCCUUCCAAUCGUCUCGCAGGAUUUGCUGGGCAUUCUUUCUGUGUUCUUUGUACGGUUUUCACUGUUGAUGGACCAUAUCAUAUCCGAUAUUAUCCGAUAUAUAGUGUUCGCGCAUAAACCAACUGCGGUCGUUGCACGCAGUGAAUCUCCAAGUUGCAAAUGCUCCUCGACCAAACAAACUGGAAACAAUAGGUGUGCGUCUUCUUUUCCUCGUAAACAGCCUUGACAGGUGCUGCCAAUGAGCAGCUGUACUCGUUACACCUUGUUAUAUCGCUGCUCCCAGGUUGGUAGUCGCCAAACGCCAUGCCGGUGGAUGCUAGAUGAUGCUAGGUGCUCGAAGAGGCAGCCCAGCAUCAGAUGGUGCCCAGUGACUACGUCGAUCGAAGGUUUGAAGCAGAUCAACCAGAAAUUGCUAGAACGACCUCGACCCAUAAAUUGAACGUCAAUGAUUUGAGUAGCUAACUCUUCGACUCCUGAAAUGGAUAUUAUGAUUCAUAUUGUUUGUAUUCUGUCUUCUUCACCUCAUGUUGUCCUCAUGUCUCGUUGCAGUCGGAAAAUAACCAAAGGAUUUGAACGCAGUCGGUCCGGGUCGAUGGCAGUUCGCGGUUCUGAGUUAGAAUCCGCUGCCAACUGUGCCUUCGGCACUGAAUGUUAGUCGGCAGAUUGGACAAAGAAGGGCGAAUGGGCAAAGGGACAGGAGGAACUGGGGAAAACCAGAAUGGGCACUCCGAGGGUACUUGUAUGGUUGGAGUCAAUAGUGCAGCAAUGGUAAUCUCCAUUGCACAAAUCAA